Lymnaea stagnalis (great pond snail) is the source of this 19189-nucleotide messenger RNA. The record is from the annotation of a GenBank genome assembly. Lineage: Eukaryota; Metazoa; Mollusca; Gastropoda; Lymnaeidae.
CCCCGACCGGAAGCGGCACUUUUAUCGAGAAAAAUCAAUUAUUUCCUUGCAGGAGAUCGAAAGGGGGGACGUUUUGAAGUUUAUUGAUCCCCCCUUUCGCCUCCAAAAUUGUGACAAAGGAUUUGUUUUGUUCAGGGUACUACAAGCACGGGGGACAAAGAGAUGUCGUGGUGGCCUUGAAGGUCUAGAUUUCUGCAUCAAAGAUGGCUUCCCUCUGCACUGUGGGACCUACGGUGGAAUCCUCUGCUGUAUCCACUUCAACUGCAUCGGUUGAAUAUGAAUAUAUCAAGGUAGAGAGCUACACUGUUAAUUUAGAACCGUCUCCGUCAAUUACUUGCGAGGGAUGCAAUAAAGGAGCCACAUAUGAAGAGACAUUCCAAGGUCCCCACAAAUGGAGAAAAAUUCUUCGACAUGUUCCCUCCACCAAAAGAGCAAAGAAAUCCCAACAGUCACAAGAAGAGUCUGUUUUCAACGAACAUGGUACCACAACUUACACUACUGAACAUUUCGACAAUGCUUUUGAAAUGAAUAAUGAAGAUGAGAUGUAAGUCAUAGUCAUUUAAUUUUUAUCUUUUAAAGAAAUCGGUAGGUUAUGAUUUAUAAUUUUUAUGAAGAGGAACAGUGGAACAGACUCAAAUUCAAAUGUCAACACUGUAGGCCUACUGUACAGUAACAAUAAUAAUAACAAAGUACUUGAAUCUUGAAUAACAUGCGCAUUUAUAUGCAAAAAGGUCUAAACCUCAUCUAAUUAGACCUAUAUUUUCAUUAAUGAUUAAUGUCAUUCAUGACUAUCAGUAUCAAGUGUCAAUAGUAUCAGUAAUCAGUUUGUCAUUACUAAAUUAUCAAAUGAAUUUCGGGUAAAUUUACACAUUCGGUGCCACCCAUUUCCCCAGGUUUUUCCACUCAUUUUUUUUUUACCACGGCCACCAUCUUUGUUGCCAUGAUCAUGAUGGUAGACUUUUUACGACAACAAAGGAAGUGGCUGUCUAAGAAAAAGAUAGCGCAAAAACAUCUAUGCCAAAAAGGGGGAGGGGCAAGGGAGAGAAUAUGCUGCUUAAAAUACUUAUUGAGGCAAAUGAAAAUCAGGUACAAAAUGUUAAAUUAUUAAUAAAUAAUUUUUUCAGGAAAAUUGUCUAUCUUAAAAAAAUAUACAAAUCUGCCUAACCUGAAUGCUAGAUUAGUUUACCUAUUUCAAGUAUAAAUUCCUCCUUAAAUAUAGUUCUCCCUUAAAUAUAGUUCACCCCUAGCUUAAACGUAAAUCUUCAAACCUAUUAUCUCCUGCUUAAAGAAAAGCUAACUCUCCACAAAUUAACAAAGGGGAGAGAAUCCUACACAGAAACUCUAUGUGGCACAGAUUUAGUAAAUUGACCGAAUUUUGUCUGGACCUGUCAGUUGAGUCAGGGGACCUCAGUGGUCCAGUAGCUGGACAUUUAAGAAUAAAAAAGAUCACUCUCCUAUUGAUAUGUCAUUGUCAUGAAAUGUAGUUAGGCUAAAUAUUGUAUGUAAACCUUAUCACACUUAAAAAAUAUUAGCUAGCUUAGGAGUUGUAUCUAUCCCUUUAAAGAGCUGCAACCCCAGAGCCAGGGAUGGCCAAUGACCAGCUUAGUAUUAAACAAGGUACUAUUUUAAAAAUUAAAAUGCCAUAAAUUUAUAUUUUGGUUAUCAAAAUUAGGCUUAAGUAGCAGCUGGGCUAAUUUUGAUAUAGAUAAAAACUUAGCUCAACAUUUUUAAAAGUGCUGAUUAAUAUGGUUAUGUCUUAUUGUUGAAAUUCUAUGCGUACUAGGGAGCUAGAGUAAUUAUCUUUACAUUUCAGUUUUGCCUGGAACAUAGAUAUAAGAAGUAAAAUUAAAGGGUAUUAUUAAUUAGAGUCAUUUUGAAAUUAUUUAUUGGCAUAUUUGUAAUUUUUUUUAAAAAGAGACUCCUUGUAUGUUAUGAUAUUGAUGAUACACAAUUUUAGAUAUUAAAAAAGUGUGGGAAUCUCAAAACGUAUCAAGUUGCACUAAAAAUAGUACAUAUUAUUUAUAAGUGCCACCAAUGGGAAAAAUUCAGGCCAUGCAAACUUUUCUCAAAAUGUUAAUCCUUGCUAAAUUUCAAAUGACUUUCUUUUCUCUGCCAACAGAAACAGAGUUAAUCUAGCCAUGCACAAAUAUGAACAAGGAUCUGAGCAAGAAUCAGCAGAUCUUUGUUCAAUACUGGGAGAACAGGAUACUCCAGCUUCUAUUCCUCCAUGGAGGAAGGAGUUCAUAGAAAAGUCCAACUAUCGAAAAGUGGGUAAAGAAAUGUUGAACUAUAUUAAGAUUCCAUUCAUUUCUUUUCUAGAUUUCAUUAUGUUUUUAGAAAAAGAAUCUAAUGUUCAUGAGAUUAUAUUGGUUUAUUGUGCUAACAAUUUUGUUUUAUGAAAACUGUGAGCUUGAGUUUGUUCAAUAAUAUGUCACUCAAAUCAUAAUUAUUUCAACAUUGAUUGAAAAAAUAUUUAUGUCUUGUAGAAGAGCAUUCUAGUUUCUUUAUAACAUCAAGUGAUGAUGAGCAUAUGACACAUACUUUCAAAAGUAAAUAACUUAAAUUCAAAUAUAUAUAUAUAUAUAUAAGUAUAAAGAAAUGUUAGUGAUUGUCAAAGAGGCUUAGCUAGGGCACCAAAUUGCCAAAUUAAUAUCAGAAGUAGCAACAUUAAAUGUGGAUCUUCUAUCUUUUUUAAUUUUGAAAUUCACUAGUUUUUAGUAAUUAACAAUGAAAACAUUUAUUUCGAUUUCAAUUGUUCUAUGCAUUUUAGAUGUACAAGCAACCUAUCAAUACUUUAGCUGCUCAAACAUCACAGGUAUGUGUUUUUUUUGUGUUUGUGUAUAUAUGUGUGUAUAUAUAGAUGUAGAUAUAUAUAUAUACAUAUAUAGAUAUAUAUAUAUAUAUGCAUAUAUAUACACAUAUAUAGAUAUAUAUAUACACACACAUAUAUAGAUAUAUGUAUGUAUUUAUAUAUAUAUAUAAUGCAAAUUAAUGUAAUUAUUUAAAAUAAAUAUUUUACAUUUUGCAUUCUGUAUUGAUUUUUGAAAGACUAUUAAAUCUUAAAGUUUUAUUCAAUAUCUGCAUUAAAUGAAUUUAAUAUUGUUCUAUAAUUUUUUAAUUGAUCUAUUUAUAAUUUCCAAUUUAACUGAUGCAUAAAUCCUGGUAGUUAAUGUCAUGGAGGCAGUCAUUAUUCAGUUUUAUUUUAGAAUAUUACAAUUUAAUAAAAAAUUUGCUGCUGUUAGUGAUUGUGGCACUAUAAUAAAAUUACUGUUUGGUGGUCGUGUAGAGCAUCAUGUCUAAAAUUUCUAUUAAAAAUGUAAAUUGGAACUAUGUGACAUUAAUUUUUAGGGUUGAAUAGAUUUCUUAUAGGUAAUUUGGCUUUAAAUAAUGUAAUAAUAUCUUGUAAUUCUUGUCAUUUGAUGAAUUAAAACAAUCUUCAUCUUGUUUCUUUCCACUGCAGAUUCCUGUGACUGUCAGGCGGCGUGGGAGUUUACACGGGCACACAGAGUCUGCGUUUACACGACAAGUGGUCAACACGAGUCAGACCAACUCUGCUGCCCGAAAGAAACUCUCACCAUCUAACUCAGUAAGUUACGUUCCUUCAACUUCAGUAUUUCAAAUUUUUUACAUAUGCUCUGUUUAUCUGUGCUCUUUUUAAGGGUUAAGUAUUCAAAAAUAAUAAUUCUGCAAGCAACUUAUUGCAUAAUGACAUAUAUUUUGUUAUUCUUAUUCUUUAAUUGUUAAAGCAUAUAUAAAUAUUAAGGAUUUGUUCAAACAUUUUAAAAAAAAAUGUUUUUACAAAUCCUAUUUCCAAUCUUCUUAAAUCAAUGUUUACCUUAUUUUUUUGUGGGUAAAAAUAGCAGAUGUGUUGUCUUUUUUAAAAAACUCAUAUUUUAUUUCCAGUUUCGACAAGCAAUCUCGAAUACAAGUGCCCAUCCCGGUCGGAGAAAUCCAGUUCAACAACUUCCGCUCACUGAUGUUUCGACCAACAUUGAUAUAACAAAAAAGCGCAUUGAGCGUGUACAAAGAGCAAGGCUGUAUUUGCUUCAACAGACAGGACCCAAUUCUUUCCUCAUAGGAGGUGACUCUCCAGAUCACAAGUACAGAGUUAUUAUUGGACCUCAGGUGUGUAGCACAUUAUCAAUAACAUGUAUUUUUUUAUAUUUUUUUGUUUUUUAAAGGACUGUGAUGUGUUUUUCCAUUUUUAAUUUCUGCAUUUACCAUUUGAUAUCUGAUCCUAUCCAUAAUAGUGCUUUAAAAUCUCACACUUCAAGUUAAUUAUUAUUUGCAUUAUGCCCCUAGAAUCAUUUAGUGAAUCAGCAUUCUUCAUUUUGAUCUCAUUACUAAAUUUGAUUUUUGUUGGCACUGCAGACUUGUAGCUGUGGCAGAGGUCCACACUGUGUCCAUGUGCUUUUUGUGAUGUUGCGAGUCUUCCAAGUGGGGGAGAUGGACCCCUGUCUGUGGAGCAGGACCUUAAAAAAUUAUGAAGUGAGUUGCUGGGUUUCAAGUUUUAUUCAAAGUGUUCUUUCAUUUCAGAAAUGAUCUGCUUACUGUUUUAUGAGGAAGUUUUUAAAAAUGCAUUAAAAUAAAACAUUUAUUGUAUGCAAAAAAUUAACUCAUAUAAUUAUUAUACAGAGUUACUGAUUUAUAUAGGAUACAAUGGUUUUACACAAUAUGCUAGUUUUAACUGUUUGUGAAUGGAAAAGUUUCAAUGAAACCGUCUUAUAGAAUAUAAAUCCCAAAGUCAAAGAGAAAACAAAGUUUGUUGUGUAUAAAUAAUUUUUCAAAAAAAAAUUAUUUUAAAAAAAUCAACCUCUUGAACCUUUAAAAAGUUUUGGCCUUGCUUAUGUAUCUAUUUGAUCUGUUAUGGUAACUUCUUUUUCACAGGUUGAAAGUUUAUUUCGUAUUUUCCAUGACAAAAGAAGUUCGCGCAUUACCAAGCGUCGAGCUUCACAACGUAGAAAAGAGGUGGUGAAGCAGGAGGAAGGGGGUGAUGGAGAUGAGGGGAGAGCUGUGGAUGCCCAGGAUAACAACAGAUUACCAUCUGAGAGUGACACAGGGUAAUAUUGAGUUGCUGAAAGGGUUAGCAAUGGGAAGAUAAAGGGUGAAAUGAUGUUAUUGAACAGUCUUUAACUGGGAGAUAAAAAGGUGAAAUGAUGUUAUUGAACAGUCUUUAACUGGGAGAUAAAAGGUGAAAUGUAGUAUUGAACAGUCUUUAACUGGGAGAUAAAAGGUGAAAUGUAGUAUUGAACAGUCUUUAACUGGGAGAUAAAAGGUGAAAUGAUGUUAUUAAACAGUCUUUAACUGGGAGAUAAAAGGUGAAAUGUAGUAUUGAACAGUCUUUAACUGGGAGAUAAAGGGUGAAAUGAUGUUAUUGAACAGUCUUUAACUGGGAGAUAAAGGGUGAAAUGAUGUUAUUAAAGUCAUCAAGUUGUAAAAUUUAAUGCAGGUAGCACUCACUUCCAUCACAAUCAACAUGUACAUUGCAAACCAAUUGUUAAAUUCUAACUUCAGGAGUGUCAGAGAAGAAGAAGAGACCUGUCCCAUUUGUCUUUUGGAGAUGCUGGAGGGAGAGAGUUUAAUAUGUUGUGAAAAUGGGUGCCAUAAUCGCCUUCAUCAUCAUUGUAUUGCAAUCUGUGAGCAUCAUUCUUUUUUUUUUCUUUCUGUUUUGAAUGCACUUAAUUUUGGUUAACUAUCUCACUAAAAAGGUCUCUGGGUGUUUUAGUUAACUUUUUAAAAAAAAUCCAUUUUAUCAUCCAGGGUUUGAAGAAUGCAGAAGACAAAAUGAUCCACUUAACUGUCCACUAUGUCGGGCUCAGUGGAAGUCAGCAACUGUUGAAAUAAAAAGGUAAGAUAUUUUUCCACAUUAUCACUAUUAAAAAUUUGGGGCUAAAUUUUAACUGUAACACUUAACUGUUAUCUUAUCUUGAAUUUAAAAUAUCAUUCUGGGAUAAAACAAAGGGUGGGUGUAAUUAAAUUUAUUCCAGGAAAUAAAUUAAAAGCUUUAAUUAUAACUAUUCUUUUUUACAAGUGCUGAUGAUACCAACUUCCUUCUAUGUUCAAUAUUAUAAACUGAGCACUCAUUUACUUCCCAGCAUGUUUAUUUAAAGUUUGGUAGUGUGCAUACAAUAAAAUUCUGAUAAUUAUAAUAAAUAAUAAUAAUAAAGUGUAUUUCAAAAACACGCUUCAUCCCCAAAGGCUUGAAGCGCGGUACAAAAGUAAAAAAAUAAAUUAAAAAAUCUAUAAUUUACCACAUUUAAAACAAACGCAACACUACAAAAACUAAUUACAAGCAUACAAUGUCAAAGUCUUUCUACCCAUUUCAACCCUGAGCAACAAGCUAAUAUGCAUUAAAUGGAAAAUAUGGUAGACAAUCAUCCCAGAAGGUGUUUGCGAAAUAACUGUGUCUUUAAAUCGGUUUUAAAGGAGUCCAGUGUCUGAUUGUUUCUGAGAUCGACUGGAAGGGCGUUCCAAAUUGCUGCACCAGCAAAUGCGAAAGUGCGCUUUCCGCAAGUCUCAAGGCGAACACGUGGUGUCAAGAGUUUGCCACUGUCGGAUGAGCGGAGUUGUCUAGUGGGUACAUAAGGUGUCAGCAGCUCUUUCAGAUAGGACGGCGCCAGGCCAUAUAAACAGCGGUAGCACAACGUUGCGAUUUUGUAUUCUAUGCGAGCACGGACCGGCAGCCAGUGCAGGUCUCUCAGAAGUGUUUUUGCAUGGUCGAACUUGCUUUUGCGGAGAACAAUACGACCCGCAUUAUUCUGUGCUAUUUGAAUUUUAUCCAGGAGCGUAGCUGGAAGACCCACCAUGAGAGCAUUGCAAUAGUCCAUGCGUGAUAGAACAAAUGCAGACAUCAACCUCUUUGUUGCAUCAAUUGUUAGGAAGGGCCUGAUGUGACUUAUCCUGCGCAGCUCUGCGCAAUCAUUUUGUUUUUAAUAUAAAAUAAAAUUGACUUUUAAAUUUUGUUUAAAAUAUACAUUAUAAAAGAUGUAUUAUUUUUUCAGCACUCAAAAUGGCAGCAAUACAGAUGGUCCAGAUAUUUCAUCCAGCAAUAGAUCGUCAUCUCCACAACAUACAGUCUCCGAAGAAGACAGCUCUAGGCUACCUCAUGCAGAACCUAUUCCAACUGACAUGGAACUGACGGCAGCCCCUUGGGUUGAGGUAUGUCAACUACACAUCCGUCUGUUUGUAUUGUAAAUGUGUUAUGAUUUUUAGAUUUUUGUUGUUCAGUUAUAUUUUUAAAAAUACUUUAUUUUAAAGUUUCACUGACAUCAAUUUUAAGUCUGUUUCAAGUUUUAGAUCCCUUUGUCUCUUUUGCUGAAUUUCACUUUGAUCUACAUUUUUUUUGCUGAUACACAUUUUAAUAGUUAAAAUAGUUUAGUAUGUUUAUAGCUGAUGCUGGGUUAAAUUAUUUUUAGGGCUGCACGUUGACAAGUCGCACCUGUUGAUAAAUAUUUUUCAUCUAGGCAUUGGGAUCGGACCUGGUUUGCUGUCUUCUGUCUCGCAAUUGGUCAAUCAGAGAAGUUGGGCUGAAGCACCUCAGCAAAGAGGUCGUGGCCACCCUGCUGAAAGGAGCAGGGGAGGGGCGGUCUGGAGUGAUAGUGUCACCUGUGAGACGGGCUGCGACCCACAAUAUGCUUCAGACAGCCUGCAACAUUCUGGCCUACACCUGUGCUGACCCUGUCUACAGGGUCUUUGUAGCAUCACUGGUAGGUGUUUUAAAAAUAGAAAAAAAUGUACUUCAGAUUUCAUUCAUGUGAGAUUGUUUCUCCUGAAUAUUUAAAACAAAUUUCUGAGCCUUUCGUCCCCCACUGCUUAAGACAUGAAACCCUCUUCUGUGAUAUGAAUGCUGCUUUACAGCUUAAUCACAUACAAUAAAUUAAAUGAUUAUUUUAGUUUGGGCAUGAUGCUCAUUCUGAAUUAAAAAUGACAAGCAAAGAAGAUGGUAUAAUAACUACAUUAGCUUAAGCUUUAGCUACCGGUAUGCAUAAACAUAAAAAAUUAAUAUUUUUUUCUUUCUUAUUUUAAAAUUAAAAAUAAGUUUUUUGUUUUUUUUUUUUUUUUUCUUUUUUUGAAUGGGCUUGUCACAGUUUAUUUUGUUUUCAUCACAACCAUUACAUUUCAUUUGCCUUUUUUUUUUUUCAGAGGGCCAUUCGCACCAUGUUGUCUUAUACUCCAUGUCGAGACACUGAUCAGAGAAACAGGUUGCAGACUGUCCUGAAGCCUAUUGUGGAAGCAAUAAUAUUAAAAUGUACUGAUGGGAACAGGUACGUUAUUUUAGUACAUAUUUGCACUAAGUUAUUUUUAACCCCAUAUUAGCCCUUAAGUUAUUUAUAGACCUGAUCAAAUUACAACAUCCAGGAUUUUUUUUUAAGUUAUAAAUUUGUAUAAGGUUCUAAAUUUGUGAAAACUUUUUUUUUUACAUUAUAGACGGACGAGUCAACUCUCUCUUUCUACUUUGGUCGAGCUUGUGAAGGGUCAAGAUGGGGAACUUGCUGUUGGCAGGGAGAUUAUUAAUCCAGGUUUGUUUUCCAAAUAUCAUUUUCAAUGGGUAAAACAUUUUCUCUAGUUUAUCAUGAUUUGAGACUAAAAUCUGUUGAUGACUUUUGACUUACAUUGUCUCCUUCUCUUGGACAGAAAUCUUUCAGAUAUAUUUUGUGCAUUGUGUUGAAUUAAAAAAAUAUUUUCUUGUCAUGUCUUCCAGGCACUGAAGGUCUAGAUGGUCUGAAUUAUGUUUUGAAGUGUGUCACUGAAGACUAUGACAAUGAGACAGUACCUUGGCAGUGGCUGUUGGGGAGGCUUUAUGUCAUAGACAGGUUGUUGGAAGAGUUCCCCAGUGAGUUUGUACCUCGGCUAGAUGAAAGGUUGGAUGCUGCGGGAGCUGCUGAAGCCGGUGAGGAAAAAUCAUUCACUUAUGAAAUCUGCAUGGCCUCAAUUUUCAUCACAUCAUUGUGCUUUCUUAAAUUAAUUUUUAUUGAAAUAUCUGUUUACUAGAAAAAAAUAUGUGAAGAAAUCAACUGAAUUUGAAGUAGGUUUCAAGAUAAAAAUUUAGUUCAGAAUGAAUUUAGUUGUAAUGUAAUUUAAUGAAGCAUUUUUGCUUCUAAUUCAGCAAUCGGGACAAAGAAAUGUUUAGUUUAUGUUAUGAAUAUGACAAAUUAAUUGAGUAUUAAAGUUCAAGAAUGGAAUUACUUUCCCCCACAGAUGAUGAGGCAGAUAUGGAUGGAGCAGCAGCAGGACCAACAGAGAGAAGAAGACUGGAGGACUCUGAUGAAAUCGGUGCCUCAAAUUAUGAAAGGCUAAUGUCUGUAGCUCACUUCUCUGUCAAGGCUGUUUGUAGCACCCACAUGAGGAUUGCCCGCAUGUCAAGAAGAGUGUUCCUUCUGUCCGCCAAACUGGGUGCACAUGUUCAAAAAGUCAUCACUGAACUGAAAAGCCUCCUCGCUCAAAUUGACUCCACCUCGGUGGCCUCGCUUCGGCGCAAGUUGGAUAGGAUUGUUGAGGACUUUCAGCUUUCAGAGAGGAUUGUUCAUGAACUCAUGCAUGGGUCUGGAAAAAGAGGUAAACUAGAUUCACCAUGCCACACCCCUGUGGACUCUCCCUCCUCGACACCAAGGUGUAACUCACCAGUGGCACCCAAUGAAGCAAGCUGUGAUACUGACUCAUUACCUGUGAUGGCACCUGUCCCUCUGGUACCACCUAACACGCCCAUUCAACGUUCUAAAAGAAAGCUCAGAAGAGCCAUACCUCGUAGAAGUUUUCGUGAAACAAACCACCCUCCUGCUCCACCACCUACUUCUGAGAACUCCCCAGAGAAAGUGGCUAGCGAUCACUUUCGAGGAGAAAACAUAUCGGCCUUACCAACUAUUUUAUCAGGAGAUGGGCAUGCCUCUGGUGUGGGGCGUUUAGGUAGCUCGAGUCCCCCAAACAGGAGAAAAUCUAAUUUACCAUUGCGGAGAAAGACGAUUGAAGGGGAGACUGUCUCAAAAAACAAACGUGGUGGUUCAUCCAGUCCGACCAUCCGAAGAAGAACAGUUGAAGGAUGUUCGUAUAAUUCCAGUUCUGUUUCGUCUCAGUCUGCGCCACCUCCUGCAUCUCGAACAAGCACCAGAACUCCUCCCAUUGUGUUGAACCCAGUAGUGCCCAUAAUUUCAGUGACUGACACCACGGCAGAGGGGACAGGCAAUUUCAGCCCUGUUGCGCUCUCCGAUCUCGAUGAAAACGGCAAGGAUUCAAAUGAGGAAACUGACAAUGGCAACAGCAAAACUUUGAACUUGUAUGAGAACCUCAAAGCUUCCACGUCAUCUCACGUCUCAGACCACGUAACAUUUUGCACCAGUGAAGAACCAGCCAGCCAGUCAACAGCAGAGGGCAACCCUGCCUCAUCCUGUUGCUGUCAGUGCCACUGUCAUGAAUCUAACAGUGGUGGCACAAUGGAUACAUCUUCACCCAAGUCAGGUGCUGCAGGGGUCCCCAACAGUCCUGAUAGUCUGUACCACACAGCUGAGCAUGAGUCUAUGAGCAGUGAUGAUUUCUUGGACUUUUCUCAGGCCACUCCCUCUAGCAAUGAAAAGCCUGUUUCUUUUAAAUCUGAAGUGGCUGAAUCUCCCAAAUCUUCACCCAGUCAUUCUGUUCACAGCGGUAAGUUAUUUUAAUAUCAUGUUCAUACCUUUUUUUUUUUUUUGAAGAAAAAAAAUUAAUAAAAAGAAGUUACAUUGCUGUCUGGUUUUCUCUGAAUCAGUUAUUUCCCAAUGCUCCAAAACUAGCAGUAUUGAAACUCCACAUCUUGAAUGCAUAGGUGCAUUUGAGAACAACAGUGAAUAGCUCUAGCCGCCUUGUAUUCUCAGUAGUGGAAAGGAAGUUAUGUUGGGCAGCUUUUAUUGGUAAUGGGUCUUUCAACAGAGGACAAAGUAUUUAUUGUUGACCAUUAUUUUCACUCCUAUUUAAGUAUGAAAUAUAAUUCUGCUUCAAGAACAGAAAUAGACAUUGUUUUAAGAAUUUCAAUUAUUUUAGAAAUUUGCCUUAUAUCAUAAUAUGAUACGUCCUGUAUUGGAAUAAUAGAAAUUGUAUGAGCAGCGUAAUACUUUUUAGAAUAUGUUUUUGUCAAAUUUUUUUUUAAAUCUCUAAAAGAUACCACUGAGAAGGAAAUAAAUUGUUUUAAGCUAAUAAAACUCUUUCCCUGAAGCAGGUUCAAAAAGUACAGAGUGUGGGACGACAUGCAAGGAGGAGGUGGAAAGGGAGGAGGCCGAGGCACUGGCCAAAGCGCUGGAUGUCUCAGAGAGGCAGGAUCCCUGCCCAGUGGUGCCUGGCCUGACCCCAACUGCUAGGGAGGAAGUGAUCACAAUCAGGAUACAACCAGAUAAUGUAAGCUGAAACGGAUGAUUCAUAAAAUUCACUGAUUUCUUUGUUCAUGUGCUGUGCAGUGGGUUCAUUUAUUUGUACAUAACAGUUUGUAGUUAGGGGUCACUGUAAAAUACAGUGCCUACAUUUUUACUUUUUUUCAGUUUAUAUAAAUCAAAAUAAUGAAUACAUUUUUUAAAUUUUAAUUUGCAUAAUAGUUUGUUAAAAACAUAUAUUUAAUUUAUUGAACUUUACAGGAAUGUGAUGAGAAAGAUGGAGAGAUGCGGCAACCAACCAUGUACUUGGAGAAAGUCCACUGGGUCAAAGGUCCACUACUGGGCACAGGUGCCUACAGCUCAUGCUAUCAGGCAAGAGAUGUCAGGACUGGAGUCAUUAUGGCUGUCAAGCAGGUUAGGGCGCUACUGCUUUGUAACGAAACACACAGUACACAAAAAUGCUUUCUCCUAACAGGGCUCACCUCAUUUUCACACAUCAAUUCACACAAAUUUUAUUACAAAGAUGUAAUAGUUGUAUUUUUUUAUAAAAAUUAUCGGUUUGCUUGAUUAUCUUCACAGAUUUCUUUCUGUCGCAAUUCUGCACAAGAGCAGGAGAAAGUGAUAGAGGCAAUCAGUGAAGAAAUCCACAUGAUGGCAAGACUCAGUCACCCAAACAUUGUUCGAAUCCUGGGGGCCACCAAGCAAGGCUGUCACUUUAAUAUGUUUGUAGAAUGGAUGCCAGGUAAGAAUUUAGUCAUUAAUAUCAAAAUAAAUUAGUCUUAAAAGCUUUGUGAAGACUGAAUUUUUUUUUUUUUUUAAAUAACUGUUUAUAUUUGAAAUGACAAUGUAGCAUUUGUGCUCACUUUGAAAAUUUAAAUUUCUCAAUUUUUAAAAAAAAACAACAGGUGGCUCUGUGGCUUAUUUGCUUGGUGAAUACGGAGUAUUUACAGAAAAUGUCAUUGUCAGUUACACCAGACAAAUCCUAAGGGGCCUGGCUUACUUGCACGACAACCACAUUCUACACAGGGAUCUUAAAGGUGAGCAGAGCAUCUUGUUACCAUCAGCUGUUUAUAUUAUAGCUCGGCCACUUUCACGCUUCAUGUCUUUGUUUUUUUUCUAAAUCAAAGUUAUGCCCUUAACAUAAAUAAAUACCAAAGUUAUGCCCUCAACAUCCAGUUACAUUUUCUAAUGUUAAACAACCUUGUUUGAUCACUAAAUAAUUUUCAGAAUUUUUGGAUGCUCAUUGGAUCCUUUAGUUUUUGACUGAAAGGCUAAUCAAAGAUAGAAAGGUUUUUGGCCUAUAUAUUUGAAUAAUUUUUCUUGGCCUAUGAUUUUUCUCGAAUUGCAUCCAUUUGAAUUGAUGUCAAAUAUCUUGAACAGUCUUUACUUAUUAUGAAACGUGAUAAACAUUUUUUUUUAAAACCUUUAUUUCUUUCUCUUACACUUAAAAUUUUGCUUAUAUUCCUCACAAUUUCAUUUUUUCCAUCCACCCUCAUGAAUGAUAUUGACAAACCUAUAGCAGAUGAAGAUUUAUGGUAAUGCUGAGUUGUUAUUCCUUUUGUAUCUUCUCUUUGAAUUUGAGUUCCAUGCAUUAAUUUUUCUUUACAUUUGAUGAUUUUUAAUAAUUUUGUUGGUUUAUUUGUUUUUCUCGCCCCAUUAAAUGUUGUUUUCAGUUGUGUCACAAGCCAUGAACAACUACUUUAUGCUUUCUAUAAAAACUGCAGAGUAAUAUUAAAUUAAAUACUUAAAUAAUUAAUUGUAAAUCUUCAAUUAACUUCUGUCAUUAAUUUUGCUUUCAUUCAUGGAAUAAUAAUUGAUUUUCCUGUUCACUUUUAAAUAAAGGAGGACAUUACUUUGAGAAUUCAUCCAUUACUAUAAAAUUUCCUAAAUUUUGAAAUGCCAAAAUAAUGUUUUCUUAAUAAAUUUCCUUUUCUGUUAGAACUUUUUGGAUCACAUUUAAUUUAAGAACUGGGGUUAAUUCCAGGAAAUAAUCAUGUCUGUUUUUCAUCUUGAUAGGAGCCAAUCUCCUCAUAGACAGCACAGGCCAAACACUUCGUAUUGGAGAUUUCGGAGCAUCUGCCAGAUUGGCCUCUCAGGCCACAGGAGCUGGAGAAUUUCAAGGUCAACUGCUAGGGACCAUUGCUUUUAUGGCACCAGAGGUAGAUGACAUUAACAGACCUGUUUACUCUCAAAUCUUAAAAUCGUACAAUAUCAUCAUAAAAUCGUUCAAUACAUUCUCUUUAUAGAGCAAAAACGUGCUGUAUAUAUAAUGUAUACACCUCAAAAUCGUACAUUGUCCGCCAAAAUCGUAAGAGUAAACAGGUCUGCAUUAAUAAAUGUUUAAAUUGUUGUACAUUGUGAAAUUUGUAUCUUUUUUAUUAAGCUAGCUGCUAAAAAGCAGAGAUGCUAAAACAGAAUAAUUUUUCAAAAUAUUGAUUAUCCAAAUAAUCUUUUGAGAGAUUAAGUUUUAAAAAAAACAGUCCUAUUGAUGGGGAGGGCAUGUUACUGCAAGUUUUUAUUUAUGUGAAGAUUAUUAGUCUUUUUUUUUUUAUAGUUCUUACAGGAAUGUGUAAGCUUUAUCAUUUUUAUAAAACCUGUCAAGUGAUUACUAAUUUGAUUAUUUUCCUUCUGUGUCAGGUUUUGCGAGGUGAAAGCUAUGGGCGAGCCUGUGAUAUCUGGAGUGUUGGUUGUGUUAUGAUUGAAAUGGCAACAACGAAACCACCCUGGAAUGCUACGGAUAUCUCAAAUCAUUUGGCACUCAUUUUCAAGGUAUGGUCAUAAUUCAGGACUGGAUAGCAGCUGCUAAAUUAAGAAAACCACAUUGCUUUUAAUUCCCUCUUAGUGAACUCAGUAUCAUUUCAAUAUACCAUUCACAGAUGAUUAAAGUUGUUUGCUUUCAAAUAUCUUCUCACCACCCAUUGUUCAAUUGAAGCAGACCACAUUUCAAAAAGUAAUGCAACAUUAUUUUUGUGUUUAAUAAUAAUAGGAACUAUGUGAUGAAAAUAGGCCCCACCCACACAACACCCCCUCCGCACCACCCAAAAAAACUAAACAAAAAAAGAGAGGUUGAGAUAAUGACUAACUGGAGAAAUUGCAAUACAUAAUCUUAACUUCCUUUAGUUAUUGUAUCUUCAUUUAUAUUAUGUACACUGAAGUGUGCUGUAUGUUCAAUUAUUUCAUCAGAUCGCCUCCUCUGUUGACUCCCCACCCAUCCCAGAAAAUCUCCCACCACCUGUGAGAGAUCUGAUGCUGAGGUGCCUGGAGCAAAACUCUGAUGACAGACCAUCGGCGAAGGACCUGCUCCUGCACCCCUUGUUUACCCAGUGUUUCACCAACACUCGCAACAACUCUACCACUUUAAAUGGCAGCAAACUAGGCACGAAUAGGUUAGAAUUUUUAUGUGAAGUUACCGUUAAGCUUUAACUUAAAGCUACAUCAAGUGAUGGGCUGCGUCAAGUGACGGGCUGCACAGUAUAUCACAGUUGUGGGUUUGUUUUAUCAAAAUAUGUAAUUGCAAUUAAAUAGUUUAAAGAUACAGUGAGAUAUCAUUUGUGGUUUUAAAUGACCCACUUAGUCAUGAUAUGCUGUCUUUCUUACAAAUAGGUAAUCCAACCUAUAUAAAUGAUGGGAGCAAGUAAUUUCUGAUAUUGUUUUCACCACUGCCUUGUUUUCUACAAAAAAGAGGAGAUGUCUUGAUGCUGUGACGUACACAAGGGUGAGACGAGAGCAGGAUGCAAUAAACCACCAGGGAAGAGGAGCCGCUUGACUGGCAAUAAGAUGUCAUUUGAUGUGGCAGGAUUUCUUCUUGCCAUCUUCAGCCCUCCUGAUUUAUUUUAAAUUAUAUUGGAGACCAAAGAAUACUAAAAAUGUUCAGAUGGUGUAUUUGCAACAGACUCCUGUUGUUUAUAAAGAAGGGGGAAAGCUAAUACAAUUUUUAUAAGAGAUGAUAUGCAUUUUUAAAAUUUAAAACCAAAUGGCAGUAGGCUAUGGCAGCUUUUAAACAGUAUGUUGUAAUGUGUAAAUUAUGUUGAAAUAUGUUUACAUAGUACUUUGUUAGUUUUUUUUAAAGAAAUGAAUUAUACACAGUAGUAUGUUAAUGUAAGGAAUUUUUAAAAGUGUUAGUGUACAUGUUAUUGGAAAGCAUCCCAGAAUGUUAUUCAAAGAUAUAUCUUAUCUCUAUCUCCUGGAGCUGAAAUUUUGUACAGCUUCCUACCAACAGAGCUUUUAAAUAAAGCAGCAACCUACAGCCGAAAUGCUGAAUUUGUAACAUGUGCCUUGAAUAAGCUAAUCAAUUGUUACUUGGUGUUUUCGUCAAACUCUUGGUGCCAUUUUCUCAUAAACUUACGGCCAACAUGUUUUGAAAACAAGUUUGUCUGGGGACUAGUACUCCAGAUGCACCCAACUGUUGUGCCUGUCGACAAAUGAACACUGUUUUUUUUUUUGUGGUUGAAAUGAUUGAUGUAAACUCUACUUUAUGUUCAUAUUUUCAAGUGGCUGUGUCAACAGCCCUACCCAUAAAACUUGAUUUGUUCUGGAAAGGUGGAAAUUUCAUCAAGGCUUAUUCAUUCUUUACCGUGUUGUUUUAUUUGAAAUUCCCGAUGAAGUAGUUUUAAUUUCUUUUUCACGCAAAAGCGGUUAAAUUAACUCCAUCUUUAAUCCAUAUAAUUUUGGAUUUUUAAAAAACGUUAAAGGUAAUUUCUUAGUUGCAGUCAUUGAUAUUUGUAUUCUUUUUCAUCUUCAUUUUUCAACUUCCAGAUUCAAAAACUACUGUUCUGAUCAAUAAAAAUGUCUUUUCUCCUUACAUUGACAUUGAAUGACAAUAUGACUUACAAACUUUGCCCUGUGAUACUGUAAGUUGGUUUUUUUUUAAAAUUAGUUUCUUAUUGUUUUUAAAAACUUGUGGUGGAGGUUUCUUGAAGUAUGUUGUAUGUUUGUGAGUGGGACUUUCAGCCGAGGAUAUAUAUUAAAGGGUCUUCACUUUGCUGAAAGUCUGGGGGACCAAGUGAAUGAUUGAGUUCAUGAACAAAUGAGGUGCCAGUCUUCAGCUAGGAUUUUUAAAGCUAGUUUUUCUUUUACUUGCCUUGACAAUUAUUUGGACACUGCUGAGGUUUCUGAUAAAUCCACGUCUGCCUUCAUUAUUCAACAAACCACAUUUAAAUGUUAUACAUUUUUUUUUUUUUCUUACCACUCAUUGACACAUGAGUGGCAAAUAGUUAUUUGAAAUUGUGUAAAAUGUGUUUCCUGUUAACCCAUGAAGUUGCAGUUGUCAAGUUUUAGGACAUUCUGAACAUGAUACAUUUGUUUGUGUUGUGACAUCAGGAAAUGAGAACAUUCUUAAUUAUUGCAUUUGUCAUACUUUCAUGGAUUGUUUCAGGAUAUUUCCAUGAAUUAUAAAAAAAAAUUAGAUGCACUUUUCUGCCACAAAAGUUGUUUCAGAAUAAAAUGUAUGGAAAAUAUGCAUCUUUUUUUUUCACCCACAAGAAGAAGAAUAUUUAAAUGACUUUAAUUUGAUAACUCUCUUAAGCUCAUUGUGGCAAUUUUAUCUUUAUAAUAAGAUUCUCAUUUCUUGAUGACAAUAACCAUUUAGGUCAGUCACAUUUUAAUGACAUUUUUACUUACGAGGCCAUUAUUUUUAUUGAAACUUCAGCACUAGACUAAAAAUGGUUGUGAAACUUAUGAUCUUCCAUGUUUAACUUAAACCAAACCUGAUGUAGAUGACUACAAUGUAUGUAUGUAUAUAGAAUAUUUAUGUGUUUUUUUUUCUCCCCACAUUUAGGCAUUUUCUAAAUAUAUUUUUUUCCGUCUGAGAUUUACUUUGAACCCAGUUUAGACAAGAUCAUAGAAAUUCAUCAUUUUGAUCUUGAAACUUUGAAAGACAGGUUUUUUGCUUUGUCUUGCAAAUUCAGGGUUCUUGUAGUUUUAAAAAUAACUACAUUAAAAAUAUUGUACUUCUUGCACGGAUUAAAAUUUGAAUUCAAGAGAGAAAAAAACAAAACUUGAACCAAAAAUACUUCAUGAAGGAAAAUACUUUGUUGCACUAAUGUUGAACAUUUAAUUUUUUUUUAAAAAAUUAUAAAGAUAACAACAAUCAGGUCCAACAUUGUGUCCGUCCAUCCACCAGCGCAUCUAACGCAAACUGCAGUUUUUCAAAAUCAAGUGGCGCUAUUUGUGUUCAGGGUCCUGCCUUCGAAUCUGAUCAAAAUACAAUCACAAAUGUGUUCCCGUCGUAAUGCUGCAUUUACAAUCAGCUCAAAAAAUUGUCAGAUUUGUUUUUUUAAAUUUUUCCACCUGCAUAUUUCUGUUUAGUUCUUUUGAGUUGGAAUUAGAAAAUACACCACAAAACUUCUUGGGUUUCUUAUCAAAACCCCUUGUUAACUGUUUCAGUCGCUACAGCUCUAAACUUUCGCAUAAUUCUUGUUCAGUUAUCUUUCAUUUCCCACCUUUAGGGAAAACGUCCUGUUCAUAUUAUCAUUCUGAUCAUUUCUACCUCACUCGUAGGUCAAUCAGUAUCAUAAUGUCCUUACAUUUUAAAACAAAAUUACUUAAAUUUUUUUUAAAUUUAAAGAGUUGCAAGUGUCUUGUUUUUUAAAUGUAUGUGUUUAAUUCUGGAGUUUUAAUGGCAACAAUGAUGUAAAAUAAUAGCUCCACCAUUGUAAUACUGAAAUGACAUUCUCUUUUAUUUUUUUUUCUUCAUCGCUUUUUUUCCCUGAAUUUUUUUUCUCUAGUCACUAUAGCUCUAUGCAAAUCAUGUAUGUAAAUACUUAAUGACACAUUCCAAGACUUUCACAUACUGGAACAUGGAGUAUUUUUCCCACAUAUGUGGAAUUAUAAUGGGACAUGGUUACGAAAAUGUUGACUUCCUUUUGUUGACCAGCUCUGGGUUAGCUUAAGUUGAAGUUGGCACUGGACACUCCCAAGUGCCACAGAUCAAACCUUUUAAAACAGGAGAAUUCUUAAUUAAGCAGAAAUCAAAAGGGAACUGCUUAAAUUUUUUUUUAAAAACAUGUAUUCAUGAGCCUCAAUUCAGUAAGGCUUAGUACAGCUGAGCUAGAAAUAAAAUAUUUGUGGCUGUAAAUUUACAGCUUCAUUUACAUGGUGUCACAAUUUUUACAAGUGACUAAAACAGAUAACUAAUUUAAGUAAAAAAAAUAAUUGGCCAGAUAAAUUUUAAAGGUUGUGUGUAUUUGAAGUAGUUAUUUCUGAACCCAAAUUCGAUUAUUCACAUGUUCUUUAUCAAUAUUAUGAAAAUUAAAUCCAGAUUAUGUUGAAACCACUAUGUUACAAAGUACACUUAUCAUUACAAAGAAUUUUACAGAAUAAAAAUUUCUUCCAUGAACUGCUGAUAAAUUAACAUUGUACCGCUUUUUGGGAUGCAUGUUCAUUGAACUCUACAUAAAUUUUAAGUUUAAAACCACUUCUUAAGAGAUAAUUUACUGUUUGUGAAAUGUUGAGUUAUACCAUGAUUUUACUCUCAAAUACUUUAGACCAGACAAAGUGUGACAGUAUGCUGCCAUCUCAUCAUUCAGUAAAAUGAGGCGUGCUGACACUGUCAUGCUUGAAACAUUUACAGAUUUUGAGUAUGUGGUAGAAAAAUAUUAGCACUUGUUAAAGUGUAGAAAGGUGUACAUUUCGUGUGUCCGGUGUGAUUUUUUUUUCAACCCAUUUUGUUUUCUAGUUCCGCUACAGUGAAUUUUGAGUUUUUAGAAACCAUUCAGAAUUUUACAGAAUCUGCAACAUAUCAUUGUCAUCACUAACCCCUUUGAAUACAUUUGUCACCUAGAGAAAAUUAUUUCUUAAUUUAUAUCUAAUAAACAUUUUUUAAAUUAUAAUGAUUUUGUUAUUCUACUAGUUGGUCUUGA